CGGACACUAAUAUCCUAUCUACAAAAAAACAAAGUGUAAACAAAAUUGAAAUGUGUUGAAAAAUGAAACGGUAAUUCAGCUUUCAAAUAUUGCAAUGAGCAAGCGUGAGGGCGUAGGCGUAACGCGUACGAGGCUAUCUCGGUAUUUCUUUCUUACGCACGCUCCGUAAUAACCGAUGACGUCAUAGUUCACGUAUUGCAUCUCUUUUCUAUUACUGGACAGACAAUUAUUGAUUUUUAUGCAGAUUUUAUAAUUAAUUUGGGAUAUUGUGAAGGUCUUUACAUUCAAAACCCAAAGCACACACCUAUGACUUUUCGAAGUUAUGUGUGUAAAGGAAAACAUCGUGAUGAAACCUAUAUACCUAGGAAUUGUCUCUAAAAAUAGCGAAGGCAUGUGAAAUUUGUCAACUCACACUAAGCUAAGCCAGUGUGAUGGAAUAAGGCCCUCUCAGUAGUAAAAGUAGGAGGCCGAUGCCCUGUAGUGAGAUAGUAUUAUAAUACAGGGCUGGUUUUACAAUUAUUUUGUGCAGCAUUUAAGAUGAGGUAAAAGUAAUAAAAAUUCUUCAGUCAUUUAUUAUAAAGCAUUACUUAGAUAUAAAUACAUUUGAUGUCUCAAGGUGAUUCACAUCCACUUUAGACAAUGGGACACCGGUAGAGCUGGUCAAUGUUGUAGAUAAAUAAGUCAAUGUGGCUCUACCCCCCUAAAACUAUAUUUAUUUUUAACUACUAAAACAUCAGAGUCAGAAAUAAAUAUUACUAACAUAAAUAUGUGCAUCGAAAGGGGUUAUUGAACUCUGCAUUUUCUUGUCGAUGGAUCCUUCGCGGCAUUAUAAAAUGUUGGCGGGAAUUAGUGCUAAUAUGUAUUAAUUUAAAAGAAUUUCUGAUAAAUUUCUAAUUUCUUAUAUUCUACUAUUGACGUUACAUUUUUGAAAACGUCUCCUAGAUACAUACUCGAGAAAAUUACAAGAAAAGUGACUCAACUCCAGAAUACAAAACAUUGUUUACAAACAUCAUUAAGGUAGCAGCAGAUUUAAAUUAGGGUAAGUAUUGGCUGGUCACAGGUACGAAAAGUUUUGAUUUAUAUAUCCUCAAUAUUAUCGGGCAAUCACAAAUUUCCAAAACUCCUCGUGACACCAAUUUACCGAUAAAUUCAUAUAUGACCCGUUCAAAGUUCAAUUCAUCACUAUUGUUGAGAAUUUCCUCUGAGCGGGCCUUUCUAAGAGAUUAGAUCCGAUGCAAUCCAGUUGUUCCCUUUGUGUGCUCGCUCGGAUCAUUGAGCGUGUUAUAUACAGAAGAUGGUGGUGUUAGUCACUCAGUCUCACUUGGUUCGUGUGAAACGAAGUUAUAUUCUUCUUGUUUGUGUUUGAAGCGCCUGAACUGCAGUGAACGCCAAAUUGCCGGAUAUUGUCAUUUGCCCGUAAUAUUUCGCCAGGCGUUAAAUUAAUUAUAAUGGCGAUCGUAUUCGGCGUUGUUUGUGCGUUGUUAGUUGCUUUGAUUCAUGAUUGCGAAGCUAUAAAGUGCUUCGAGUGCAACAGCGCGAACAACUCCGCCUGCCUCGACUUGCACGUGCAGAAAAUGAACGCGAUAGUACCCGUCGUGGAGUGCGGCAACUCACUGCCGAAUGUCCUCAGCAAGCAGUUCUUCUGCAGGAAGAUUACGCAGACUAUUCUGUAUCCAGAUCACACACCCGAGGUUAGAGUGACGCGCAGCUGUGGAUGGAUAAAACACAAACGAGAAUGCUACAAAGCUGAUAAUAAGGACCAUUUGGAGACCGUCUGCCAGUGUUUCGGCGACAUGUGCAACGGUGCCGUCAUCCUGGGACAGAAAGUAAUAAUUUUGUUAGUCGCCGCCAUGUUUGUUUGGUGUUGGCGGGAAAACUUAUGUCAAACAAUAGCUUAAGAUUAAACAUAUUUUUAUACCGUA
This is a messenger RNA of Manduca sexta (tobacco hornworm), 1922 nucleotides long. RefSeq lists its product as uncharacterized. The record is from RefSeq and is a predicted model, not a curated record. NCBI's taxonomy places the organism in Eukaryota, Metazoa, Arthropoda, Insecta, Lepidoptera, Sphingidae. Gene Ontology annotation, biological process: sleep; regulation of synaptic transmission, cholinergic; positive regulation of voltage-gated potassium channel activity. The transcript is spliced from 3 exons. Bases 1449 to 1898 code for a protein of 149 amino acids.